Molecule: messenger RNA, 2138 nt
Organism: Oreochromis niloticus (Nile tilapia)
Lineage: Eukaryota; Metazoa; Chordata; Actinopteri; Cichliformes; Cichlidae
Gene: ppwd1
Product: peptidylprolyl isomerase domain and WD repeat containing 1
Exons: 11
Coding region: 195-2075 (626 amino acids)
Biological process (GO): protein peptidyl-prolyl isomerization
Molecular function (GO): protein binding; peptidyl-prolyl cis-trans isomerase activity
Source: RefSeq, a predicted model, not a curated record
GCGUAAUCUCAUUAAUCCUAAUAAUUAUGUGUUCUUGAGAAAAAGUGAGACACAUAACAUGUUGUUUAUAAUUAAUAAUUGUAGAAUUUUAGCAACUUGUACUUGAAACAAAAACAACUACACAAAAAAUCUGAGAUUUAGGCGCUGAACGGAAGUACCGUAUUUACGGAAGGACCACACGGGCGAUCACGGCAAUGGCGGCUACUGAAAAGAAUGUGGAACUGAAGCGCAAAGUAGAUGAUGAUCAUGAUGGGGAUGGGGACGAAGAAGAUGCCGAGUGGGUUGGACCCAUGCCAAGCGAAGCCACAAAGGCAAAGAAAAGAAAAGUACUCGAGUACGAGCGUGUCUAUCUGGACAACCUCCCGUCGGCUGCAAUGUAUGAACGGAGCUAUAUGCACAGGGACGUCAUCACACACUUAGUUUGUACAAAGACAGACUUCAUCAUCACUGCCAGCCAGGAUGGCCAUGUCAAAUUUUGGAAGAAGAAGGAGGACGAGGGGAUAGAGUUUGUCAAACACUUUCGAAGUCAUCUCGGUGUAAUAGAAAGCAUUGCGGUCAGUGCGGAAGGGGCCCUUUUCUGUUCGGUUGGUGAUGAUCAGGCCAUGAAAGUAUUUGACGUGGUCAAUUUUGACAUGAUCAAUAUGCUGAAGUUGGGCUUUCAUCCAGGCCAGUCUGAGUGGAUCUAUAAUCCUGGAGAUGCCAUCUGCACAGUAGCCUGCUCAGAAAAGUCCACAGGGAAGAUCUUCAUCUAUGAUGGCAGGGGAGGCAAUGACCCCUUCCAUGUCUUUGACAAAAUGCACUCCGCACCGCUUUCCCAAAUCCGCCUGAAUCCCAAGUUUCGAGUCAUUGUGUCUGCUGACAAAGCGGGAAUGCUGGAGUACUGGACGGGCCUUCCAAAUGAAUUCAAGUUCCCCAAACAUGUGGAUUGGGAAUACAAAACGGACACUGACUUGUAUGAAUUUGCAAAACACAAAACCUAUCCCACCAGCCUUGCCUUUUCCCCCGAUGGGAAGAAGAUGGCCACCAUCGCUUCUGAUAGGAAAGUCAGAAUCUUCCGAUUCCUAACAGGAAAACUAAUGCGAGUGUUUGAUGAAUCAUUAACGAUGUUCACAGAGCUGCAGCAGAUGAGACAGCAGCUUCCUGACAUGGAGUUUGGGAGGCGGAUGGCUGUGGAGAGAGAACUGGAGAAGGUGGAUGGUAUCCGGUUGACAAACAUCAUCUUUGAUGAGACUGGCCACUUUGUUCUGUAUGGGACCAUGCUGGGCAUCAAGGUCAUCAAUGUGGAAACCAACAGAUGUGUGCGGAUCCUUGGGAAGCUAGAGAACAUCCGUGUGGUUCAGCUGAGUUUGUUCCAGGGUGUUGCAAAGGCCAUGCAAGUGGCACCCACUGUGGAGAUGAAAGCUUCUGACAACCCUGCCUUACAGAACGUAGAGCCUGACCCAACCAUCUUCUGUAGUGCUUUUAAGAAGAACCGCUUUUACUUGUUUUCGAAGAGAGAACCAGAGGAUACCAAGAGCGCCGAUUCGGACAGAGACAUCUUUAACGAGAAGCCCUCAAAGGAAGAGGUGAUGGCCGCCACGCAGGCCGAGGGCCCCAAGAGAGUGUCUGACAGUGCCAUCAUCCACACCACUAUGGGAGACAUCCACAUCAAGCUUUUCCCUGUGGAAUGCCCCAAAACUGUGGAGAACUUCUGCGUCCACAGCAGGAAUGGAUACUACAAUGGCCACAUAUUUCACAGAGUGAUCAAGGGCUUCAUGAUUCAGACUGGAGACCCCACAGGAACAGGCAUGGGAGGAGAGAGCAUCUGGGGAGGGGAGUUUGAAGACGAGUUCCACGCCACGCUGAGACACGACCGCCCAUACACACUUAGCAUGGCAAACGCAGGCCCCGGCACCAAUGGCUCACAGUUUUUUGUCACCGUGGUACCCACUCCCUGGCUUGAUAACAAGCACACUGUGUUUGGGAGGUGCACUAAAGGCAUGGAGGCAGUCCAGAGGAUCUCCAAUGCCAAAGUCAACCCGAAGACUGACAAGCCAUAUGAAGACAUCAGCAUUAUUAACAUCACCAUAAAGUAAUUGUAUGCCUUUGUCAUGUAAUGUACAGUGAUUUAUUAAAGAAGACCAAAUGUUGUUAUAAGA